Messenger RNA from Saitoella complicata NRRL Y-17804, 1649 nucleotides. RefSeq names its product 3-oxoacid CoA-transferase. The transcript is spliced from 2 exons. NCBI's taxonomy places the organism in Eukaryota, Fungi, Ascomycota, Saitoellomycetes, Saitoellales, Saitoellaceae. Bases 108 to 1649 code for a protein of 513 amino acids. Gene Ontology annotation, molecular function: succinyl-CoA:3-oxo-acid CoA-transferase activity. Gene Ontology annotation, biological process: ketone body catabolic process. The record is from RefSeq and is a predicted model, not a curated record.
UGCGCCGACAUCAGUGAGACCAACCUCCAGUUGAAAUACCCCGAGUACUCCCGUCGAGGACAGAUCGUCAGUGAAAUCUCAAGCGCUGAGGUUCAAUUCCAAAUCAGAUGGUCGCAAUCCUCAGAACAGCCAAGGCGGUGCUCGCGGGACCGGCGCAGAAGACCCUCCUCUUCGCUCGUGCUUUCUCCUCAUCGCGAACUGCCUUCAACGUCGACAAGGUUUACCCUUCAGCUUUCGAGGCGAUCAAGGACAUCAAGUCCGACAGCACCCUCCUCUGUGGUGGUUUUGGUCUCUGCGGUGUUCCCAACACACUCAUUAAUGCCGUUCGCGACACUCCCUCGAUCAAAGGACUUACUGCAGUAUCAAACAACGCCGGUGUCGAUGGUGGAGGUCUCGGUCAGCUCUUGGAGACUGGUCAGGUGAAGAAGAUGAUCGCUUCGUACGUCGGAGAGAACAAGACUUUCGAGCGCAAGUACUUGAGCGGAGAGAUUGAUUUGGAGCUGACUCCUCAGGGUACUUUGGCUGAGAGAUUGAGGGCUGGUGGUGCCGGUAUUCCUGCGUUCUAUACUCCAGCUGCGUACGGAACUUGGAUUCAGACUGGUGAACUGCCCGUGCGAUACAACCCCGAUGGUACCGUGGCACUCAAGUCGACCCCAAGAGAGGUCCGUGAGUUCGAUGGUCGUGGUUUCCUUCUUGAGGAGGCCAUCAGGGGUGACGUUGCUUUCGUCAGGGCCUACAAGGCCGACAAGCUCGGUAACGCCCAGUUCCGUCUCGCUGCGCACAACUUCAACGGUUCCAUGGGUCGCAACGCCAAGAUGACCAUUGUCGAGGCUGAGCACAUCGUCGAACCAGGAGAGAUCGAUCCUGAGAAGGUUCACUUGCCCGGUAUCUACGUUUCCCGUGUCAUUCAAGCAUCUUCCGAGCCUAAGGGUAUCGAGAAGUUGACCCUCGCAAGGGAUCCUUCGGAGGAUAUCUCCAAGGUCGGGGGUAAGCGCGAAAAGAUCGUCGCCCGUGCCGCUAAGGAGUUCAAGAAUGGAAUGUACGCCAACUUGGGUAUCGGCUUGCCUACCCUUAUUCCUGGUCUCUUGCCUGCCGAUGUCUCCGUUACGCUUCAGUCCGAGAAUGGUAUCCUUGGUCUGGGUCCUUACCCCGUCAAGGGCAAGGAGGACGCCGACCUCAUCAACGCCGGUAAGGAGACCGUUACCCUCAACCCCGGUGCGUCCCUCUUCGGAUCCGAGGAGUCCUUCGGUAUGAUUCGUGCCGGCAAAGUCGACUUGACCGUCUUGGGUGCCAUGCAGGUCUCCCAGUACGGUGACCUCGCCAACUGGGCCGCACCAAACCGCAUCAAGGGUAUGGGAGGAGCAAUGGACCUUGUUGCCAACCCCAAGGCUACUAAAGUUGUCGUCGUCAUGGAGCACUGCGACAAGAAAGGCAGAUCAAAGAUCAUGAAGGAUGUCAACUACCCCAUUACUGGUGUUAGGUGUGUGUCGACCAUCAUUACCGAUUUGGCAGUGUUUGAUAUCGACUUCGACAAUGGUUUGGUGUUGAAGGAGUAUGCGGAGGGUGUUACGAUUGAUGAGAUUAAGGAGAAGACGGAUGCGCCGUUCCGUGUUGCAGACGAUGUUAAGCAGAUGGAUGUCGCUCAUUAA